GUACAGAAAUGCAGGAACUGCGUGUCACAAACCGUGCUUCAAUCGCAUACUGCAAACUUUGGAAGCAUCGCUGCGCCAAGCCAUGCGGACAUAGACAUCGGCAGUAUUCCAACAACAUACACGUUCCGUGGACAUCACCCAUAUUUUUCGCAUAACAGCCGGUCUCUGGAAACCAAUCAGAUUUACCAAACAAAUGAUUACAAUGAUAAAAGCAUCGGAUUCGCCAAACGACAAUCACCGUUGCAAAUUUCAUAUGCACCGAAGACCAUUACCCAAUAUGACGAAAAAAUCCCGCUCAAAGUGCACGAACCACGGGAAGAUCCGAAACUUUUCUAUCAAUCCGAUAUAUAUCUUAAAGACAUUAAUGGCCGCAAUAUAAAUCAAGAAGUAGCAUCCAUAUACCCUGGAAGACAAUACAUUCCAGCUGAUGAGAAAUAUCGCGUGCCGAAACAUUUGCUAAGAAGUUAUUAUGAAAAUCAUUCUUACGCUCCACCACAAAAAAUUUGCAUACAGUGUCCCCGCGAUAGAACAUUAGUAGCCAAAGUAGGAGCCGACCGAGUAUUCUUUCAAAGUCCUACACUAAAGACAUGUUCAGGACGUAAAGCACCUACAAAUGUUCGCUUUGUCCACAUGUACGGAGCUAAAUUUGGAACAUUACUUGAACGGGGUUCCCACGUGGUACUCGGCAGACUCAUGUACAAGAAUCAAAGUGUCCAGCAUUGCAAGAUUCAGGUGCAUGUUAUCGUUCAAACUUGUCCAACACCGAAGUAUUUGAUAUCGCAUUGCGAAGACGAAUACAAGCCAUGCAAUUUCACAUGUCGUGACAAAACAUUAGAAUUACAAGGAGAGUCCGCUUUAUUUUGCGGUGAAGAUAUGAAAUGGGAAGGCUUUCUACCGCAUUGUAGAGCUCGUAACUGGUGUAAGCCUCUGCCGCCACCAGAUAACGGACAAAUUAGUUGUAAAGGUGAUACAGCAGAACCAUAUUCGGGUCUUGUGGAGGGAGCCCGGUGUCGAAUACGCUGUCCAUUAGGCUGGCGAUGGAACGACAAAGCUGUUUCUGUCUGUCGACGAGGAACUUGGACAAAUAUAUUAAAGUGCAUACCUAAAAAAGAAAAGCAAAAAUAGAUCUGUAUUAAAAAAUAUUUCUUAUCUUUAAUUCUUAUACUUUUUUAUUUUAUAAAAUAUUACAGUUUUUAAUAAAUAAAAAUACCAAAA
This is a messenger RNA of Vanessa tameamea, 1215 nucleotides long. RefSeq lists its product as uncharacterized. The record is from RefSeq and is a predicted model, not a curated record. The transcript is spliced from 6 exons. The annotation marks the transcript as partial. NCBI's taxonomy places the organism in Eukaryota, Metazoa, Arthropoda, Insecta, Lepidoptera, Nymphalidae.